Messenger RNA from Trichoderma atroviride IMI 206040, 2173 nucleotides. RefSeq lists its product as uncharacterized. Gene Ontology annotation, molecular function: NADP binding; flavin adenine dinucleotide binding; N,N-dimethylaniline monooxygenase activity. Lineage: Eukaryota; Fungi; Ascomycota; Sordariomycetes; Hypocreales; Hypocreaceae. The record is from RefSeq and is a predicted model, not a curated record.
AUGGAGGCGUACGGUCCAGGCAGUGGCCGCCCGGGAAAUAAUGUAUGCGUCGUCGGUACUGGGGUUACCGGGCUGUUGGCGGUGAAAAAUCUUGUCGAGCAAGGCUUAAGCGUCAGAGCUCUGGAGCAAAGCGAAAAUCUCGGCGGCAAUUGGUAUCAUUCGAUGGAUACGGAGCAGGUGUCAGCGUUAUCAGAGAUGAAGGUGAACAUGUCGAAAGAAACAAAUUGCUUCACAGACUUCCCAAUGCCAGAUGACUAUCCGUCAUUUCCUUCCGCAAAACAGAUCGGCGACUACUUGGAGGCAUACGCAGACAAAUUCGAACUGAUCAAACAUAUCGAACUAUCAACAACCGUGACAAGUAUCCGGCGAGACGAAGAGGACGGCGUCUGGAUCGUAUCCACGAGACACACAAGAACCGGCGAAGAAGAAGAGCGAGAGUAUGACAGAGUAGUGAUGGCGACGGGAGGUCUGAAUGUUAGAAACAUGCCCGACAUCAAGGGCAUUGAAAAAUUCGCUGGCGAUGCUAUACACUCUCGCGAUUUUAAGGAUCCAACAAAAUUUGCCGGAAAGAAUGUCCUAGUCGUGGGCCUGGGCUCUACUGGAGCCGACACAUUGAGCUUUUUGAAGCAGGCCGGUGCAAACAAGUUAUAUCUCAGCAGCAGAAGCCGAUGUUCGCUGAUCCCUAGAACUAUCAGAGGACGGCCGUGGGAUCACUACAUGACCCGUCGUGCCGAUUCUAUGAUUCGACGCUCAAUGGCAUGGUCCCCUCAAGCUUCGAAUUAUGUUGCCGGUAAAGCAAUCGGCCUCAUCCAAAGUUAUACGUUUCCGACCCUGAGAGGGCAUCCUUGCUUCAGCGGCGCAGUUAACGGUCCGCUUUACCGCAGUCCGUUUGUCUGCGAUGAAUUGCCAAGUCUCCUAGACAGCGGUGAUGUAAAAGUUUAUGGUGGUAUCAUGGGAGUCGCCGGCCCCCGGACUGUGGUGUUCAAGGACGGCAGCGAGAUUACAGAUGUAGACGCAAUCAUUUUCUGCUGCGGCUAUUAUCACGAUCUCUCUCUGAUCAAGGGAGAAGGGAACCCUACCGAUGUUGAAUACUCUACAGAUUCAUUUGAGCAGCUGAAGCACGCGAAACACCACAACAUCAACAGCGAAUAUCAAAGACUCUAUCACGGUAUUCUAUCAGAACGAUAUCCGGAAUCAUUAGCCGUACUGGGCGGCCUCACAACAGUGCGACCUACUUUUGUGCUCUACGACCUUGCUACCAUGGCGCUCGCCAGCCUUUGGUCUGGGAGCUAUCCACUCCCCUCGCCGCGAGCAAUGAAGAGAGAGAUCGACUCUCAUUACAACUUCGUGGUACGAGCGCUUGAGAAUGGCCCGAUGUCAUUCCUUGGCCUCCGUAUAGAUGUGCGAGGGACCUACAAAUGGCUGAAUGCGAGUGCCGGAACUGGAGUCAUAGAACGACUUGAAGGGUGGGGCUGGGAGGCGUGGAAAUUCUGGUGGAAGAACAGAACACUCUUCAAGUACAUCAUGAAUGGGCCCAACGUUCCAGCCGUAUACAGGCUCUUCGAUAUGGGGAGAGGAAGAAGGUCAUGGGACGGGGCCCGGGCAGCCAUUGAAAAGGUCAAUGAGAAGCCUAUAUUGAUGGCUGCUGAGCAGACCAAGGGAUCGACCAAGGACGAGACGGUAAACGAAAAGGAAGACGAAACGGAGGUCGAAAUGAAGGACGAAACAAAGGACGAGGGUCGGUACGAAACUGGGAGCGAAACUGAAAGCGAGACUGAAAACGAGGCCGAAGAAGACGUUGAGAAUGCUAUUGGCGAGGCCACCGAGGAUGCCUUCGCAGCAGAUAUGAUGAAAGUGGAAGCAAUGGACUAUCUUGAAGCUGAGGACGAAUCAAGUCUGUGAUUCGUACUUUCGUAUAAGACGGACGAGCGAAGCAAAAGGGAGAGCAAAGGCUGCCACAAUGGCAGAGGCCAAAGUUCAGAUACAAGGAACAAAGAGUACAAGGCAAAGAGCGGAGGGCAGAGGGCAGAGGGCAGAGAGCAGAGGGACAGAGGGAGCCCAAACAGAAAAUCGUCGGGGCAUGGCGACAGGACACUAGAACGAACAUCCGCAAGCAUCCCGCACAAGGCAAACGAUGCAUGAUAAUGAUAUAAUGAUAAUGAGACAUGAAUGC